AAAAAAAUGACAGUCGGUGUGCAAAGCUGCGGAUGGAGAGGCGUGAGACUUGUAAUCGAAUAAAUGUUUCGAUUAUAUUAAUUUAAUUAAUCGUGCAAUAUAAUUAUCAAUUAAUUGUGAGGUUUACGAAGUGAUUUGUUAUAUCCAAUCGAUAAAAUGAGUGCCUCCAAUGGAGAAAAGAAACAAAUUCGUGUGUGGUGUGAUGGGUGUUACGACAUGGUGCAUUUUGGUCAUGCAAACUCCUUACGACAAGCGAAAGCACUCGGCGAUGUGCUAAUAGUCGGAGUGCACACAGAUGAAGAAAUUGCAAAACAUAAAGGACCCCCUGUUUUUACACAGGAGGAGCGGUACAAGAUGGUGAAAGCUAUUAAAUGGGUUGACCAGGUCGUUGAGGGAGCACCCUACGUCACAACCCUUGAGACACUGGACAAAUAUCAGUGUGACUUCUGUGUACAUGGAGAUGACAUCACAGUAACUGCAGAUGGAAUUGAUACAUAUCAUUUGGUCAAAAAAGCGGGCAGAUAUAGAGAGGUGCAAAGAACUGCCGGAGUAUCAACGACGGAUCUGGUGGGGCGGAUGUUGCUGCUCACCAGAGAACAUUUCAAGAGAGGUGACAAAGAGUACUCCGUGGCGUUGGAGCACUCUUCAAAUCUCGGGACAGACCGCACGGCGCGGUCACCUUACACUGGGUGCUCGCAGUUCCUGCCUACUACGCAGAAGAUCAUACAAUUCAGUAGUGGUCUCUCACCGAAGCCUACAGAUAAGGUGGUGUACGUAGCGGGCGCCUUCGACCUGUUCCACGUGGGGCACCUGGACUUCCUGGCGGCGGCGCGCGAGCAGGGCGACUUCAUCAUAGUGGGGCUCCACACCGACCUCGAGGUCAACCGCUACAAGGGCUCCAACUACCCCAUCAUGAACCUGCACGAGCGGGUUUUAUCCGUGCUUGCUUGCAAGUACGUUCACGAGGUGGUAAUCGGUGCGCCGUACUCGGUGACGGCGGAGCUGAUGGACCACUUCAGGGUGCAGGUGGUGUGCCACGGCGACACCGCCAUCGCGCGCGACGCGGACGGCGCCGACCCCUACGCCGUGCCCAAGCGGCGAGGCUGCUUUAAGAUUAUCAAAUCCGGCAACUCCAUGACAACAGAAGACAUCGUGCAACGAAUAAUCAGCCACCGACUCGAGUUCGAGAUGAGAAAUACGCGCAAAGAGGUCAAGGAAAUCGCCGUCAUGAAGGCCAUACAGAGCGACCACCUCAAGCAGAACGGCACGUGCUUACAACAGGAGAGUUAGAGUCAGCAAUACUAAGAGAGACCCCACACUGGCGUCUUUUGUGCGUCGGGGGUCUUGGAAAAUGGCGUCACUGCGUAGUUGCGUCGAGCAGCCAUAGAGUUGGCUAGACGCCGACGCUCGGAAGACGCCAGUGUGGGGUGACCCUAAACAUAAACCUCUGAACUGUAAUAGACAACUAAUUUGAACUUUAACUUACAGCCAGAAAGGCAUCUGUUAAAAAGCCCCUGAUUGGUAAAAAUCGCAAGACUAUAUGGGUUAUUAUUAGGCUUUUUGAAGAUACUUUCUGCUAUCUUUCUAUUAAGAGGGACAGGGAAAUAAAAUAAGAUAUACACUUAAAGCCUAUUACAUCUGACUUUUCGGCGGAGAUAUACUGACCUUUCUCUUUCGCUCUUAGAAAAAUGUGUGAAAAGAGGUAGCUGUACGUCUUAUGUAAGAACCCCUAUGUUCUAGAUCCCGCAGUGGACGUCUUUCGGCUGAUAUUAUCACGACGCUUAAACAAUUUAGUUACAAUUCACUAGGGCUGCGAAACCGAAACGCGAUACGGUUGUGGGUGGUAACGCAACUUGAAUAAUAUUUUUUUAAGUAGUGUGAAUUAGGUCCCCAGUGAGCUAAUAGUUUAUUCAUUUUAGCUAAUUUAGUAUACUAAGUGAAAUCGGACAUGGACUAGAAAGUAGCUUUACUUGAUGGUCUAGCCAAAAAAUGUAUAGAUCACAAUAUUAACGAAUAAAAUUGGCUUUAAAUUUUGAUCCCUUGGAAGGAGGAUACUUGAAAGAGUUCAUCUACUUUUACUAGAUAACCCAAAACAUUACUUGAAACAUAUCGCUCGUAUUUCAUUGCAAUCAUCAUGUGUAUAUCGAUUGAAUCGCGUGAAUACCAUCUGCUUACUAUUCUGAUUACCUGUUACUUGUAUAUGAUUGUCUGUUACAGUUCAAUUGUUAGUGAUACAUCUAGUGCUCGUUACCAAAAAUAUAAAUGAUUGCUAUGUAGACAAAUUAAAAGAAUACAGCUUGGAAAAAAAGAGUAGAAAUUAAAAAGUGGCAACACUGUAGUGUCAUCCCGUUUUCUUAUAUAAUAAUAUAUUGGUUUGAAAGGGACGACACUACAGUGUUGCCACUUUUUAAUUUCUAGUCUUUUUUGCCAAGCUAUAUGUAUAUUUCAAUACAACAUCCGCGUAAAACUAAACGGCAAUAGAUAAACCAAAGUUGUCGGAUCUGUGUUAAAACGCUUUUGAAAAGUUUUAUUUGCAACGUAGUUGAAUCAUGUAGAUAAAAAUUAACUGUUUAUUUAUUGAGUUUGAAUGCGUGAAGGAAAUUGCUGCCGGUUCGGCAAUACCUAGAACCUAGUCUUAUGUGAAGAAACUAGGUCUUACAGAGUAAAACGAGAGGGAAAGAUCCAUACAAAAUCGAGGGAUGUUUUCUGGAAAAAUUUGUCUUAGAAUACAUUGUGUUUAUAGUAAUACAACCUAGUUUUCUUAAUGCACUAAAAUCACUUCUAACAUCAUGGUUUAAAGUGUAUUAAGGUCCCCUGUUUGUAUAGAAAAUCUUAAAAUCAUAUCUUGUUCUUUGUAAAGUUGUACGCGCUCAAACUCAAGACUUCUUUCGUCUGGUUGAGUGGUAUAUCAUAUGCAUACUAAUAUGGAUGUAUAAUAAUGGAAUUAUCAUGAAAUAUAAAGCUUCAAGCAUUUGCUGCAAUUUAAUGUCAAAUUACAAUAUUAAAUUGCACCAAACUUCAAAUAGUUAGAUGAUUACAAAUAGUGAUCCAAAAGCCUAAGGCGUCAAGAGAUGAGGCGAGCCCUAAAAAAAGCUAACAGGGCUCGAGUCUUUUGGAUCACUAAUUACAAACCAUUGAAAAAUACAAAUUGAGAUUCUUUAGUUAGUGGAACUAAUCUCUAUCAAUCCCUCGAGCCUCGUGAUCGCGAUAUCUCACACGUAAAAUGUAUAAACAGUGGAAAACCCCUGGGAUUAAGAAGUUUCUAACAUUGUGUAGGCUGUUAGUCGAGGGGUUACAUUAUAAAUUAUAAUUAAUAAUCAAUAUUUAUUGAAACACAUGAUAUUACUCAAUUCGAUUCCAGUGUUUGCCCGCCUAAGUAUUUAUUUAUAAUAAGAUUUGUAAUUAUUGCCAAGUUUUUGCCUAAUUUAUGUGUAGGUAAUUACGAUUUACUAUUAUCACUAGCAAAAAAACUUAUUUUACUGUUGUUGUGUGGUUGUAUGGCAUCAAUCAACAUUUUUUGUUGAAGGUGUUUAGUUAAGAAAGGGCUUUUAAUUAUGUCUUUCCUGUUUAAUAUUAUAUUGUAUCUUGUACUUUAUAUAAAUAUUAGGUCUUUACUAUGUUUAAAAUACAAUUAUCUGCAUUUUUCAGUCUUAAUUAAGGUGUUUUGUUAUAUACUGAUCGUUUUUUGACGCUAGACGCCUUCAAUGUAUUUUAUCUAAUUUAUAAAUAAUGUUAUAAACUGAAAGUAAUGUGCAUAUUAUAAUAAUACACUAUACAAUAUUA
Molecule: messenger RNA, 3783 nt
Organism: Cydia fagiglandana
Lineage: Eukaryota; Metazoa; Arthropoda; Insecta; Lepidoptera; Tortricidae
Gene: Pect
Product: ethanolamine-phosphate cytidylyltransferase
Exons: 8
Coding region: 157-1290 (377 amino acids)
Biological process (GO): phosphatidylethanolamine biosynthetic process
Cellular component (GO): cytoplasm
Molecular function (GO): ethanolamine-phosphate cytidylyltransferase activity
Source: RefSeq, a predicted model, not a curated record